Messenger RNA from Rotaria socialis, 452 nucleotides. The record is from the annotation of a GenBank genome assembly. Lineage: Eukaryota; Metazoa; Rotifera; Eurotatoria; Philodinida; Philodinidae.
UCUCGUUCAAUGUCUUAAGUGAUCACAUCUUAUUACUUCGUCAGGUAAUUGAUCGACCAGAACUAACAGAAGAAGGUCCACUCUUGAAUCAGUUCAUUAAGGAUUAUUGCAAUCGUAUGGCGGGACGAAAAAUGGAAACCAUACGUCAACAAAUGAAUCUUCCAUUGGAAAUUGAAUGGAUUUGGCAUGUACAUCGUCUUCAUCCUAUCGCUUAUUACAAUGAUUGUACGAAACAACUUUCAGAUGGACAAGUUCUGGAUAAGAAAAUUUGUCAAGUUCUAAAAAAUUUUCAGUUCGAAAACGAUUCAAUAAGUCGAGUUUCAUCAAUGGAUAGCCAUUCAUCAUUUGUUCCAUCAACAGAUUUGGCAAAGGCCGCCAUUCGUCAACGUGGUUUUCUUGAAAAAUUUAGUAAACAUUCUCUCUAUACACAGGAUUUCAUACUUGACUUUUAG